Molecule: messenger RNA, 2642 nt
Organism: Phyllopteryx taeniolatus (common seadragon)
Lineage: Eukaryota; Metazoa; Chordata; Actinopteri; Syngnathiformes; Syngnathidae
Product: cellular tumor antigen p53-like
Exons: 11
Coding region: 288-1379 (363 amino acids)
Biological process (GO): apoptotic process; regulation of transcription by RNA polymerase II; protein tetramerization
Cellular component (GO): nucleus
Molecular function (GO): RNA polymerase II cis-regulatory region sequence-specific DNA binding; DNA-binding transcription factor activity, RNA polymerase II-specific
Source: RefSeq, a predicted model, not a curated record
CGGUGAAAUACAGAGAUUGGUUCUCUCUCUCUCUCUCUCUCUCUCCAUAUGUGCUCAGCCUACGACUGACUUGGCGGCCGGUCCAGGUGUGAGGCCGCCUUUAGCUCCAUCACUAGCGGGUGAGCCCCGCCCCCUCUCGCCGACCGAGAACGGGAAUCCCCAAAACAGCAACGUACUUCGACGUUUUGCGGUGAAAAUAGUUUUUGCCAUUUGGUUGUUUUCGAAUCAACUCGUCUCACCACCGAAGUGUCUCAUUUGGCCACUCGGUGGUCGCCAUACCAUACGAGAUGGAGCCAAGCCUGGAUGACUUGUCUCUGAGCCAAGGGCUCCAGUUGAGCCAACAGUCCUUCAGUAUUUUCUGGGACACCUACAUGACGUCUUCCCUCCCUCCUGAUAAUGACCCGUCCAGCAUCAACCUGCUUCAAGACUCGCGAGAGGAAUUUGACGAGAUCAUCGACAUGCCAGCGGAGGCGCUCGCCAAUGAAGGCGUCCCCCCACCGGCUUCCGCUGUGCCGGUCACCACGGACCAUCCCGGGGAAUAUGACUUCCUGCUCCGCUUCCAGAAAUCUGGAACUGCCAAGUCGGUCAAAUCCACUUUUUCCGUGACGCUCAAGAAGCUGUUCUGCCAGCUGAACAAGACCACACCGGUGGAAAUUCUGGUGAGGAAAGAGCCACCGCCAAGUUCCUUCCUCAGAGCCAUGGCGGUCUACAAGAAAACGGAGCACCUGGCCGAUGUGGUACGCCGAUGCCCCCACCACCAGAACGAGGAUGCCGCAGAGCACCGCAGUCAUCUGAUCCGAAUAGAGGGCAGCCAGAGGGUGCAGUAUUUUGAGGACGUGUACACCAAGAGACAAAGCGUGACCGUCCCCUAUGAGCGCCCCCAGUUGGGCUCUGAGAUGACAACCAUCCUGCUCAGCUUCAUGUGCAACAGCUCCUGCAUGGGAGGCAUGAACCGCAGAUCCAUCCUCACUAUUGUGACUCUGGAGACCCCUGAAGGGCUGAUUCUGGGCCGGAGGUGUUUUGAGGUGCGCAUCUGUGCAUGUCCCGGCCGGGAUCGUAAAACAGAAGAGGAGAACAACACCAAGACUCCAAAUGUCACCAAGCAAAAAAAGAAACGAAAGCGCACCCCAGCAGCGACCAGCGCCCCCGUUAAGAUGCCCAAUCCCACCUCCAGCGUGGAGGAAGAUGACGAAGACAUUUUUUAUUUGCCUAUUCGUGGACAUGAGCGGUACGAAUUGUUCAAACAAUUCAAUGAAGGCCUCGAACGUCAGGACAAGGAAAGAAAAAACAACUCCAAUGUGGUUGUGGAAGAGGAAGUACCUGUGCCUUUCAGUGGGAAGCGACUAAUGCGCAAAGGAGAGUGCAGCGACAUGAAUUAAAAAACCUGACCAUCCCCCCCCCCAAAAAAAAACUAACAAAAACAUGCAAACUAUGAUUGAAAAAGCCAGUGUGAAUUUUGUUGAACUGUUAUUAUAUCAUAUAAUAUAUAUAUAACUGUUAGCAGUCUAUUUUUUUUCAUGGAACAGAGUUACAUAUAUUGGUAGCUGUGAAAACCUCACAAAUAUACCUACUUGCUUGCAUAGUUGCUUAUGUGCUUACCUAUAUCCUAAACAUAAGGAAUGAUUUUUUUUUUUGCGCGGGGGUAAUUUACUUUUUAUUAUCUUCAAACAGGCAUUACAAAUAAACCAAAAUAUAACAAGCAGCAGGGGAGGGUCCAUUGUUUAACCCAUGUUGAGUUCACCUUUACAUUUGUGUGUUCACAUGUCCACAUAAGUUUGGUUUUCUCUAACAGGUAGCAAAUAAUUAAACAAAAUCAGGUCGAAGAGUUAAACCAUAGGUAAGCCAUUUUGACCAAUUGUCUUCAAAAUGAUCAAUUUGACCUCUCAGGGGAAAAUAGAUUCUUUCCAUAGUGUAUAUACAGUACACAACAUCGUUCCAGUCAUUUAUGGUAGGUAUAUCUAUUUUCAGCCAUUUUCUGGUCAGGAUCUUCUUAGAUGCUACUAACAAUUGUCUUAACAGAUAUUUAUCCCCUUUGCAUAUUUAAGUUCUCCUAGGUCACUGAGGUAUAAGGUUUUAAAGUUGGAGCAAAUUUUAAACUUUUGAAAUCGCCUCCAGGAGGAUAUGGACAAUCCCCAAAAUUAUGAAAGUGCUUUGCCACAGUAUUUCCACAAGACCUCCAGCAAUCAAUCUGAACAAACUAUUUCAAAUGUCUAUCAGACUGAAAGUGGGAUCUGUUGUUUUAUUAAAUGUGUGCUUUGGAUCAUUGUAUAGCUAAAAGUUGAAGUACCGCUUAUCCUUCAGGUCUUUGCGGACCAUGGCCUAUGCUGUAAGAUGUGACAACCAAAAUUUCAGGAAAAGCCAACUAGAACACGUUAACUUUAUUUGGGGUUAAUCAUAGGCACUUGAAAUAAUGGCAGGUGUGUGCUGACUCCCAUUUAACUGGACUUUCAAUGCGAUUGGCAAAUUUUGAACAGAGGGUGUGCACACUUGUGCAACCACAUCUAUUUUUACUUCCCCUGGUACAUAAAGAGUCAUUUUUGUUCCAAUGGAGUUGUGCAGGUCACAUUAAUGAUGGUACAAUUUUGUAUUUGUCCGAUUUUUUUUUUUUUUUUUACAUCACAUAAAUCUGGCAUUGGAACAGA